AGUUUGAAGAAUCACAAUGUCACCUUCAACGUGGGUUCCAAUUCUGUUCCUAGGCGCUGCAUUCAUCCCUCCAAUUAGGUUCUUCAAGAGCGCUUUGAUAACCAGACGAUAACUCUAAAACUGGCCAAGGAGCAUUGUGGUGAUCUGCAAGUGCGUUACUCUUUGUCACGGACGAUGAAAUAUCCGACGAUAUUCACCAGGAGCGCGUAAUGACAUUGACGGCAAAACUUGAAGGGGUCGCCACGUCUGCACGGUUAGAUCUUGCACACCUUCAAGAGCAAAAAGGAGUGCUCGAAUCAUCGAUCCAAGAUCAGAAGACAUUGCUUGAAAAGACGCUCCAGAACCAGAAGGAACUGCUUGAGAAGACGCUCCGCGAUCAUAGCAGCCAUCUUGAGCGAUCACUACAAGAGCAGAGGGCAUCUUACGAGUCCAAGUUGCAGGAACAGAAAAAUAUCUCGGAAAAAAUUGCCGCUGAUCAACAGGCUCUCUUUGACAGGAACCUUGAAGACCAAAAAGCGGCGUUUGAUACUACUGUCAAGCAUUUACAUGACCAGAAGUUAUCCUUGGACAAUUCUUUCGCAGGCCUUCAGGCGGACAUGAAGGCCCAGCAAGAAGCAGCAACCGCCCUGAAGAUCGACGUGGCCAGGCUUGAGGAGAGGUGCGAACAACAAAUCAAAUCCGAAGCUCAGAAACUACAAGCCGCGAACACGGAGCGUCAUGAAGCACUGAAGCUUGCACAGCAGAAACAAAGUAUGUUGGACAGCCUGGCUAGCGAGUGCGAAACGGCGAAGAAGGAUGCUCAAAAAGCUCGGUCCGAACUGGAGAGAGGCCUUCGAGAAGCAAAAACGCUGACGAAUCAGACGCAAGAGCUGCAAGAAGAACUGGAGUACCUCCGCGACAGGGAAAUGACUAUGCCAAAGCGAUAUGAGGCUGGCAAAUUGAGCGACGUCGAGAAGUCAUUUGUACAAUCUGUCAUUCAGAUGUAUAGGGCGACCUGCGAGCAAGACAUCGUCAACAAAGAAAACGACUUGCGAUCGAGAGACAAUAUGAUCGUUUCGUUACAAUCCAAAAUCGCUUCCUUGGAGUCGAACCUUGCGAAAUGCUUAAAGGAAUCUGGCACGAAGUCUAUGAUGGACCUAAACGUGUGGAUGUCGAGUCCAUUAACGCAGCAGCCGGAAGACGAGAUCCUUCCGCAAUCAGCCGCUCGAACCCCCGACCCUGUAUCGCCCACACCAUUUGCUACUCUCGCUGCCGAUGACGAUGACGAUAUCUUUGAAGAAGAAAAACAGCCGUCUGCCUUGGGUAAGCGAGACCGACCCCACUCGCCUAUGACGAAAUCCGACGAUAAUCAACGCCCUGCUCGGAGACCGAAGUCAAGUGCUCCCCGUAAAAUCCUGGGAGCUGAUAAGAAGGCUAGUGAACCGACAACCAAGAUCAAGCCACGAAAACGACGUUGAUGACACUGCUUUGCUGCUCGUAAUUCCUGUUUCUUGGUUGGAUUCUUCUGAGCAACUACUGAGAUUCUUUCUUGCUUUCCUUCUUGUUAUACCUGGCUCGCAUUGACUUGGUUACAAUGGCUGUUCUACUCCUCUGGCCCUAAAUUGCUGGUUGUAACGGUGCCUGGCUUCUCACCUCAUUCUAUAAGUAUCUACUUUGGGAUUGCGGAUGCACGGAGAACAUUAAUUUGUAUUCAAGCAUUUUUGGUCGCUCGUAGCUCCAUUAUGCCAACCUUAUACUGUACCACCACACAUUACAGUUGACGUAAUAAAUUCACUUCAAAUCCAGUCGAUCUUGCCUUGCUUCAGGCUU
Molecule: messenger RNA, 1809 nt
Organism: Desarmillaria tabescens
Lineage: Eukaryota; Fungi; Basidiomycota; Agaricomycetes; Agaricales; Physalacriaceae
Exons: 7
Coding region: 210-1457 (415 amino acids)
Source: RefSeq, a predicted model, not a curated record